Molecule: messenger RNA, 1272 nt
Organism: Seriola dumerili (greater amberjack)
Lineage: Eukaryota; Metazoa; Chordata; Actinopteri; Carangiformes; Carangidae
Gene: arl3l1
Product: ADP-ribosylation factor-like protein 3
Exons: 6
Coding region: 245-829 (194 amino acids)
Biological process (GO): cilium assembly
Cellular component (GO): microtubule cytoskeleton; cytoplasm
Molecular function (GO): GTPase activity; GTP binding
Source: RefSeq, a predicted model, not a curated record
CCUCUUCCUGCUUGCUAACUCUACGGCGACUGUGCAAUUGACGCCCAGGUAGACAUUACUAUCACAUACACACAUAGCACUUAACCCACCCAAGUUUACUGAGGAGGAAGAGGGAAAAGAAAAAGGCUGCUGGUACCUCUUCUGGACAGCUAGCCUGGGUGACCUGGAUAGCUAACACACCUGUGUGAGCUUCACUGAAGAAUGUAGCUGCAGCCUCCAGCCAAGCCACGGGAAACACGCCACCAUGGGAGAAGCUCAAAAGACCUCCUCUACCUCUAUGCAGGGCUUGCUCUCUGUCAUUGAGAAACUGAAGGGAUCCACAGAGCAGGAGGUCAGGAUAGUGCUUCUGGGGCUGGACAACGCCGGCAAGACCACCCUGCUGAAGAGCCUCGCCUCUGAGGACGUGAACACCAUCACACCCACACAGGGCUUCAACAUAAAGAGUGUUGCCUCUCAUGGUAUGAAACUCAACGUUUGGGACAUUGGAGGACAGAGGAAGAUCAGGCCCUUCUGGAAAAAGUACCUGGAAAACACAGACCUGUUGAUUUAUGUUAUUGACAGUGCAGACAAGAAGCGGUUUGAAGAGACAGGACUGGAGCUGUCCGAGCUGAUCGACGAGGAGAAUCUAAAAGGCGUUCCAGUGCUCAUCUUUGCCAACAAGCAGGAUCUGGCCACAGCGUCACCGGCCAGUGAGAUCGCUGAGGGACUCAACCUGCAUACAUACCGGGACCGUGAGUGGCAGAUUCAGGCCUGCUCAGCUGUGUCUGGAGAGGGAGUUCAGGAUGGCAUGAACUGGAUUUGCAACAACAUUGUGAACAAGAAGAAGUGAACCGGUCACUACACUGACCAGAGUCAAAUUGACAACCACCAUCUCAUAAGGGAUUGAAAAAAAGAUUCCACUUGAUUAAAUAUCAACACACCUCACCUAUGACAGAUCCUGCUCCCCUCACAGAUUUGAACGAUAAUUUUGUUUUUACAAAUUGUGUCAUUUUUAUGAAAAUUUUGCAAAUGUAGCUCAUUGAAUUGUAACAUUUUAGCUAUAAUAAGUGAAUUAUUAAUCAUUGUUCUACCCCAAAAAUGUAUGUUUUUGUUCCUCUUAUCCCAAGGAUCCUUGUCUGGUGAAUCUGUGUCCUUUCUUAAACACUAAGAAAACCAAGCUGAGUGUGUAGCCAUGUAGAACUGUUGUAGUUUGUCAGUCACAUAGACACCAGUUCAGUGUGAGUGUAAAGUAUGUGUUUUGAGAUUUUUGACAGUAAAAUAAUUAGUAAAUUC